Messenger RNA from Arachis duranensis, 1136 nucleotides. Its product is annotated as auxin-induced protein X10A-like. The record is from RefSeq and is a predicted model, not a curated record. Bases 567 to 980 code for a protein of 137 amino acids. Gene Ontology annotation, biological process: response to auxin. The transcript has a single exon. NCBI's taxonomy places the organism in Eukaryota, Viridiplantae, Streptophyta, Magnoliopsida, Fabales, Fabaceae.
GAAGGCUAUGAAGAAAUGGGACCUAUUAGGAGACAAGGGCAUUUAAGAGGUCACAUGGUGUUGUCUUAGGGGAUUUUCUCAAACCUGUUAUAAGUACAUAAUUCAAAAUCUACCUUAUGAAGAGGGAAGCCAACACAAGUUAGAUCAUGUUGUCUAUGGUUUGCGGAUUCCAAAGGAUAUGUUUCUAACAAUCUGGUGUACUUGAAAAAUCAGGUUCAUAUUGGUUUGUGAGGAUGUGCCUAAGUUUGGUUCAGAGUUGUGGCCAUGGUUUACAGCUUUCAUUGUCAAUAGCGAUGUCUAUCUGAAGAAACAUGAGAUAUGUCUAUAGAUUGUCUGAUUCAGUAUGUUUAGUAUAACUAUGCUUGAACAAGCAUUAAUGUAGAUGUCUUUGAUUUGACAUGCAUAAUCUCUUGGCAAUUAUGUCCGAAGGUGGGGUAUGAUGUAUGAACUCUCACUUAACUUUCAAGUCCCUGAAAGAGACCUCCAAGACAAUACCAUGUGAUCUCUUGUGAUCAUUUCACUUUGUAGACCCCAUUUUACAGCUUCAUCUGAAUUAUUUCUUCAGGAUGGCAACUAUAUAUACACUUCUUCUUGUGUUCUUAAACAACAUAAAUCAAUUGCAUCUCCUCAAGUAUCAGUACUCACAUAUUUCUCUCAAUCAAAUCCUCCAAGAACAAUCGAUUUCUUUUUCUUUUGAACAACAAGAAGAAACAAUGGCAUUCCGCAUUCUAGGUAUUAGAAAGGCAUCACUUUCUGCAUCAAAAGGGACUAAUGUUCCAAAAGGCUAUCUUGCAGUCUAUGUGGGAGAUAAGAUGAGGCGGUUUGUGAUUCCUGUAUGUUACUUGAACCAGCCUUCAUUUCAAGGAUUACUAAAUCAAGCAGAAGAAGAAUUCGGAUAUGAUCAUCCAACUGGUGGUCUCACAAUUCCAUGCUGUGAGGAUGAGUUCUUAAAUCUCACUUCUCAGUUGGGUGUCCAAUAAACAACUAACAGAGAUUGACAUAGAUUAGUUGAGACAAUUGUACAGAAGGCUCUUUUCACUUUGAAGAUUUUCCAUUUUGGUUUCUUGUAUAAUUCCUUUGAAAGUGUAAAAAUGUUAUAUGAAUGAGAAAGUUAUUGCAUCUCAUUGUUAAAACUA